AUGUCUAAUUUUAAAAAUAUAGUUCCUAAAAGAAGUUACUUAGAAAGAGGGCAACCAAAGCAUAGGUUGCAUUUGGGAGAACUUGAAAAAAAAGUGGAUUAUGGAAAAAGAAGAGAAAUUUACAAAAAAAAAAAAAAGAUAGAAAAUGUUUUAAAAGAAAAAGUUAUGACAAAAAAUCCAGAUGAAUUUCACACAGGUAUAGUUCAUUCAAGAAUUACCGACAACAAUAUUUUAGUUAAGGAAAAAAAAGUUAUUAAACCAGAGAUACAAUUAAAAUACAAACGAAAUGAAUUAAUACAAAAAACUAAUUAUCUAUACAAUAAAUUAAAAAAAAUUAAUAAAAAAAUAAGUAAUUAUCAAAUUAAUAUUCCCUUAAGAUAUAUUUUUAAUAAUUCACAUGAAUUAUAUAAUGAAGAUCAAAUUUAUACUUUAAAAGCAGAAAAUAAAAAAUUAAGAAAAAAAGGUGAAUGUAUUCAAAAAGAAUAUAACUCAUUAAUUAAUGCAAAAAAUAACAUCUUAGAUAAUAUAAGAAAACUAGAUAAUAAAUAUGCCACAACUUAUAGAAAUAUUGAUGGAUAUAAAAUCAUAAAUGAUAAAGGAAAAAUACCUUACAGAUUUUAUGCACCCCGAUUAAAAUAA
Plasmodium gallinaceum is the source of this 639-nucleotide messenger RNA. RefSeq names its product nucleolar rRNA processing protein, putative. Gene Ontology annotation, cellular component: nucleolus; small-subunit processome. Gene Ontology annotation, biological process: rRNA processing. The record is from RefSeq and is a predicted model, not a curated record. The coding region runs from base 1 to 639 and encodes 212 amino acids. NCBI's taxonomy places the organism in Eukaryota, Apicomplexa, Aconoidasida, Haemosporida, Plasmodiidae. The transcript has a single exon.